CAGAAACAAAAGUGCAUCCGCUUCUGUUGCUAAAAUUAUGCUACACAUAAAAAAAUUUUCAGAGCAUGCCAGGUCUUACAAGUUUAACCUUCUUCUGUUACACUGUUUGUCUGUUAAGCUUUAACUGGAAGUUAGCAUUAACAGCCAUUUAAGAAAUCUAACGAUAACCUAAGCUAGUUAGCUGUCUACUCGUAUAAGUUCUGAUAGCAGCUAAGAUAACUGAACGGUCAUCUAACCGGGCUAAUAGCGAGAGUAAACGGUAAAACGCACGAACCAUCUCCUGCAGUUUCUCGGUCCGAACUCAUUCUCAAUGGAUGUCAGCAUUGCUGUAUCACUAAUUCGAGGCCAGAUGGGGACCGUAGUCGAGCGAGCAGUAAAUGGAGCGGUCGAGACUGUGCUGGCCGAGAUGCUUAAAGUGGUCGGAGUCAAAUUUGAGGAGUUAAAGGCUCAAGUGGUGCAGAUGAAGAGGGACAUGAUGACGCUGCAGAGUGAGAAGGCUCAAAAAGAGAAGGAGAACGAUAACAUUCGGGCCAAGCUGCGUUACACGGAGCUGAAGCUAAAGUACUACAGGCAAGGAGUGGAGGAGGAGCUGCAGCAGAGAGCCUCUGCUUCUACCCUAGUCUGGAUUCAGCCACCAACUCUAACACGAACACAGAGAAGCAGAUCUGGCAUUUCCCCAACAAAGACCCUGUCAUCGUUCUCAGUUCAGGCCAGGACUGCUGAGGGAGCGUUGAUGAGGAACAGCAACAUCCCAGAAUGCACCUCACCAAACAGCAUGAACAGGCAAAAAGUCAGAGUGUCCUGCCCUUCAAACGUGGCCCACGCUGACUCAUCUGACCUGCUGCUUCCUGCUUCACUCACUUUGAAUGUGGCUGGAGAAUCUCUGGACAGCAGUACAGUGUUGUUCUGUCCUAGCUCAGACCCAGUUCAGUGUAAGAAAGUUGAAGAGGUGGAUGAGUGUGAAUGGGCCAUUCUGCACUCUAAUACAGAAGGCAUGGAUAGUGUCAUAGCCUCGUCUCCUGCCCCGGCUCCGAAUUUAGAUGAUGGGCAGCAGUCAGGGGAUUCCUCUCUGUCUCCAGAUGGCGCCACCUAUGCAGCUAGCUCCACGCUGCUCUUCUCUGUUCCAGAGGUGAAGCAUGAGGCACAGGAAGAAGAGAAGGAGGUGAUCUAUAUAAAAGAGGAGCCAGAGGAAGAGCAAGAGGUGAUGGCCACCCUGCUGCUUGACUGCCACGAACAGCAGGGUCAUCAGCCAGAGUCAGAGCCUCAACCGUCAGUGACAGAGUGCCCAAGUGCUGCAGGAAGCCAAAGAAAUACUACAGCCUUCAGCUCAGCUGGACGAAGCACCCAUUCAGCACCUCAGUCAGCUGCCAUCUUGCCACCUGGCGUCCCACCUCGCCAAGCCGUGCGACCCUGGGCUAAAGACCUUAGUCUUUAUGAAGAAUACAAAAUGCGGAGGAGUGAGCUUCGUCGCCGAAACAUGACAAAGCGCAGAGAACUGGAGAAAUCGUUACCUCAACCGCUGCUGGCAGAUCUGGUGCGGGAGCGUCGAGAGAAGACCAGACUGAGGGUAGCCAGGUGGAGGGCAAAACGGAAACUCCAGGCCUGCCUUAACCAGAUGCAGGCCUUUGGAGACACUCAAGGUCUUUCUCAGACUGGCUUUGCCAUCAGCAGUCAGCAGCAGCCCAGAUCAGCUUGUGCUUCCACCUCCAGCACUCAGCAGAGACAGAGCUCGGCAUCGAAUAACAUCCCACGGAUGUCUACAUCCACUUCCACCCUGGUUCUGAAAGGCCCCAACAUGGCUCCACAUGAGCACGCUGUGGCACUUUCCUACCCCCAUGGCAACAUCUCUCCACAGAGACUCUCUCUGACAGACACUAUCUUACAGUGAGCUAACACUGCUCCAUUCACAGAACUCAGGUUUAUCUUUACUCGACACGUAAGGAAACCAAGGUUUCGGGUCAGCGUUUGCAGCGUUUGCAGCGUUUGCAGCGUUU
This is a messenger RNA of Maylandia zebra (zebra mbuna), 1994 nucleotides long. RefSeq lists its product as uncharacterized. The record is from RefSeq and is a predicted model, not a curated record. NCBI's taxonomy places the organism in Eukaryota, Metazoa, Chordata, Actinopteri, Cichliformes, Cichlidae.